Oryctolagus cuniculus (rabbit) is the source of this 6756-nucleotide messenger RNA. RefSeq names its product dipeptidyl peptidase 8 (gene DPP8). The record is from RefSeq and is a predicted model, not a curated record. Gene Ontology annotation, biological process: proteolysis. Gene Ontology annotation, molecular function: dipeptidyl-peptidase activity; serine-type peptidase activity. NCBI's taxonomy places the organism in Eukaryota, Metazoa, Chordata, Mammalia, Lagomorpha, Leporidae.
UCGCAAGGAACCGGAAGUGCCUGAGCCGCGGAGGCCGCCGCCGCUGCCGCCGCCGCCUCUAAGUGCCGCGUUCGCCGCUUGGGUUGCCACCGGCACCGCCGCCGAGGAAGCCGCUGCAGCCGAGUCGGGAGUGGAGGCGGCGCGGCAUGAAGCGGCACAGGCCCGCUCCGUAGCGCGCGCGUCGGCACGGUCCGGGCGGGGCCGGGGGGAAGGAAAAUGCAACAUGGCAGCAGCAAUGGAAACAGAACAGCUGGGUGUUGAGAUAUUUGAAACUGCGGAGUGUGAGGAGAAUACGGAAUCACAGGACCGGCCUGAAUUGGAGCCAUUUUACGUUGAACGAUAUUCCUGGAGUCAGCUGAAAAAGCUGCUUGCUGAUACUAGAAAAUAUCAUGGCUACAUGAUGGCUAAGGCUCCGCACGAUUUCAUGUUUGUGAAGAGGAAUGACCCAGAUGGGCCUCACUCAGACAGAAUCUAUUACCUUGCUAUGUCUGGUGAGAACAGAGAAAAUACACUGUUUUAUUCUGAAAUUCCCAAAAGUGUCAACAGAGCAGCAGUCUUAAUGCUCUCUUGGAAGCCUCUUUUGGAUCUUUUUCAGGCAACACUGGACUAUGGAAUGUAUUCUCGAGAAGAAGAACUAUUAAGAGAAAGAAAACGCAUUGGAACAGUUGGAAUUGCUUCUUACGACUAUCACCAAGGAAGUGGAACAUUUCUGUUUCAAGCUGGUAGUGGAAUUUAUCAUGUAAAAGAUGGAGGGCCACAAGGAUUUACUCAACAACCUUUACGGCCCAAUUUAGUGGAAACUAGUUGUCCCAACAUACGGAUGGAUCCCAAAUUAUGCCCUGCAGACCCAGACUGGAUUGCUUUUAUACACAGCAAUGAUAUUUGGAUAUCUAACAUUGUAACCAGAGAAGAAAGAAGGCUUACCUACGUGCACAAUGAGCUAGCCAACAUGGAAGAGGAUCCCAGAUCAGCUGGGGUUGCUACCUUUGUUCUUCAAGAAGAAUUUGAUAGAUAUUCUGGCUAUUGGUGGUGUCCAGAAGCUGAAGCAACUCCUAGUGGUGGUAAAAUUCUUAGAAUUCUGUAUGAAGAAAAUGAUGAAUCCGAGGUGGAAAUUAUUCAUGUUACAUCCCCUCUACUGGAAACAAGGAGGGCAGAUUCAUUCCGUUACCCUAAAACAGGCACAGCAAAUCCAAAAGUCACUUUUAAGAUGUCGGAAAUAAUGAUUGAUGCUGAAGGAAGGAUUAUAGAUGUCACAGAUAAAGAGCUAAUUCAACCUUUUGAGAUUCUAUUUGAAGGAGUUGAAUAUAUUGCCAGAGCUGGUUGGACUCCAAAGGGAAAAUAUGCUUGGUCCAUCCUACUAGAUCGCUCCCAAACUCGCCUGCAGAUAGUGUUGAUCCCGCCUGAGUUGUUUAUCCCAGUAGAAGAUGAUGCCAUGGAAAGACAGAGACUCAUCGAGUCAGUGCCUGACUCUGUGACCCCGCUGAUCAUCUAUGAAGAAACAACAGACAUCUGGAUAAAUAUCCAUGACAUCUUUCAUGUUUUUCCCCAAAGUCACGAAGAUGAAAUUGAGUUUAUUUUUGCCUCUGAAUGCAAAACUGGUUUCCGUCAUUUAUAUAAAAUCACGUCCAUUUUAAAGGAAAGCAAAUAUAAACGAUCCAGUGGUGGUCUGCCUGCACCAAGUGAUUUCAAGUGUCCUAUCAAAGAGGAGAUAGCAAUUACCAGUGGUGAAUGGGAAGUUCUUGGCCGGCAUGGAUCUAAUAUCCAGGUUGAUGAAGUCAGGAGGCUGGUAUAUUUUGAAGGCACCAAAGACUCCCCUUUAGAACAUCACUUGUACGUGGUCAGCUACGUAAAUCCUGGAGAGGUGACAAGGCUGACCGACCGCGGCUAUUCCCACUCUUGCUGCAUCAGCCCGCAUUGUGACUUCUUCAUAAGUAAGUACAGUAACCAGAAGAACCCACACUGUGUAUCCCUUUAUAAGUUGUCAAGUCCUGAAGAUGAUCCAACUUGCAAAACAAAGGAAUUUUGGGCCACUAUUUUGGAUUCAGCAGGUCCUCUUCCUGACUACACCCCUCCAGAAAUUUUCUCCUUUGAAAGCACGACUGGAUUUACAUUGUAUGGGAUGCUAUACAAGCCUCAUGAUCUGCAACCUGGAAAGAAGUAUCCCACUGUGCUGUUCAUCUACGGUGGUCCUCAGGUGCAGUUGGUAAAUAACCGAUUUAAAGGAGUCAAGUAUUUCCGCCUGAACACCCUCGCCUCUCUGGGCUACGUGGUUGUGGUGAUAGACAACAGGGGGUCCUGUCACCGAGGGCUGAAGUUUGAAGGCGCCUUUAAAUAUAAAAUGGGUCAAAUAGAAAUUGAUGAUCAGGUGGAAGGACUCCAGUAUUUAGCUUCUCGAUAUGAUUUCAUUGACUUAGAUCGUGUAGGCAUCCACGGCUGGUCCUACGGAGGCUACCUCUCCCUGAUGGCGUUAAUGCAGAGGUCGGAUAUCUUCAGGGUUGCAAUUGCUGGGGCCCCGGUCACUCUGUGGAUCUUCUAUGAUACGGGAUACACGGAACGUUACAUGGGUCACCCUGACCAGAAUGAACAGGGCUAUUACUUAGGAUCUGUGGCCAUGCAAGCAGAAAAGUUCCCCUCUGAACCAAAUCGUUUACUGCUUCUACAUGGGUUCUUGGAUGAGAAUGUCCAUUUUGCACACACCAGUAUAUUACUGAGCUUUUUAGUGAGGGCAGGAAAGCCAUAUGAUUUACAGAUCUAUCCUCAGGAGAGACACAGCAUCAGAGUCCCUGAAUCCGGAGAGCAUUACGAACUGCAUCUUUUGCACUACCUUCAGGAGAACCUCGGGUCACGCAUCGCUGCGCUGAAAGUGAUAUAGCUUUGCCCUGUGUGGAACUCUGGCGGACGCCGCCUGUUGAACCAAAUGAGGAGGUCUGAUCAAUAGAGAACCCAGAAUUGAUCAUCACAUUUUGGUAUCUGCCACAUAACAUCUACUUCUGGAAGUAAAUUUGGUGCCAUGCAGGCGUCUACAGCUUGUGGAUAACAAUCUAAUACCUUAACCAUACACACACACAGUGAAAUGAUGCGUAGAUUGCUAAGGGACCCAGAAAUACCAUGCGAAUUACUGAAAGAAAGAAGACAUUAGCACCACGUAUCCAUACCACCCUGAUUUCACUUUCAAUAGCAUUAUAAAUGUCACGGACUUAAUUAGUGUAUUUUUACAGUAUGCUUCUGAGUUUGUUAAAAUAUGAUGAUAUUAGUGAUUGGUUUGAUUCAGUUCCAGAGUAUCUGACUAGUUACAGAUUCGAUAGCACUUAAAUGUAACUGAAUAGCUUAUGCUUCAUUGCUUGGGGUGUAUCCAGCAUGGUAUGAACUAAUCACUAUUAAACCUAUGACUUGACCAGUCAUUAAUGAUUUUUCAAGGAUAACUUAGUGGCCUCCUAAAGACACUUGUUUUGGCUCUGACCAGUUUUUAGCCAAUUUAAACUCUAUCUGGUAUAAAUAAUUCUCAGUUUCUCAGUUCGCUUUGAAAUGACAGAGUGAGUUUUUCCUUUCACAUAAAAGCAAGUAACUGUAAAUGUAGCAUGGAUUUAAUUAGUCUUAUGAUACUGAUAAUUACAAGCAAAAAACAUUUUUAAUCAAAUGAUUAGAGCUAAAAUGUUUGCAGGCAAGUUUUUUUUUCCCCUCUAUGAAAAGAAAAAAGUACACAUUCACUGUAUUCAGAAAAUGUAGUGGUGCCAGAUCCCAUUUGGUAUUUUCUUAUUAAAAUGCCUCAGAGAUGUAGGGAGGUGGAAGGGAAUCACAGUAAGGGGGGAGACCAGGGCUGGGGAGUGACCGGAGAGGCCAGGGUCUGCUCAGGAGUGAAGCAGAAGUCAUGUUAACAGGAAUAUGUGUGGGGAGGCUGGGAAAUGAAACGUAGACUCCUAGAGUGGUAAGGACUUCAGAAUUAAGGAUCACUCUCCUGCCAACCCAGAUACAGACUACUACUCUUCAGGGGAGGAAACGUUUCUUAGGCUGACUUUAAUAAUCCUGAUUUUUCGUUAUUUUUCCUCUUAAUUUUAGAAAACUUACCCAUUCAGACUUUAUCCUUCUUAAAUUAUUUGAACAUAAUUUAGAUUUGGUGAACCUGAAAUUAAGGGGUUUGCAGAGAACCUCUUCACCAGAAACUACUCCCUGGCAAGCGCGCUGUCUCUCCAUGCUGGGGGCCCGGAGGCCCGGAGGCCCGGAGGCCUGGAGGCCUGGAGGCUGUCUUCCGGGCUGGCUGAGGCAGGCGGGCAUUUGCCUGAUGCAGCUCUAGCACGAGGGCUUUCCAGCGCUGGCUGACAUCUGCCCUCGGAGGGGCUUGGGGGCCUGUGGGAGACGGGCAGGAAAGGCAUCCCCAAGUUUCAGCCUGGUUCACACACUGCGGAGUCAGGAAAGCUGCUGCCAGCGCCUCCCACCAUGUCAAGAGCAGCUGUGGUUUCCUUGCUCUGCGCUCCGGAGCGGCGGGUUUCUCCGGUCCACGGCGCCCUCCGUGAGUAGGCUGGGGACGGCAGAGGUGGGCGAGCCAGAAGCGACAGCGACUUGGUGACUCUGGCCCUGGGAAGGGGCGGGCUUUUGCCGUUUGUGUAUUUAUACUGUAUGAUAGAUACCACACUUUUCCUUGUCUGUAUAUGUAUUGAUUUUCGUGUUUAUGAUAAUUUUCCAUAUCAAGAUCUGUUUAUAUUUUUUUCAAUGUUAAAUUAAAUUGAUUUGGGUCAUUUUUCUUCCCCAAGAAAGUAUUUUCCCUCAUAACUUAACAUACAUCUGACUAUUGAGGGUGGUUUUUGGUUUGGGGCGUAUUUGUGUCUGAACUAGUUGGCCUUGAAGGGUCCAUCCUUAUAUGGUAAUGUCGAUAGAAAUGGGGUACGAUGGCUCGGACACAGCCGCUCCUCUGAAACCUCUGGCCCACGAGGCCCUUGCUUCGAAACGGCCUCUCAUUUCCCCGUCACGAACCUGCAGGUGUCGUCCUUGUGCACCUCUCCGUCUGUCCUCCCGUCACCAGGAAGGCGUCUGUUACAGCUCCCAGGCACUUACCUGCCACUCGGCUGCUGCAGGGCGGGAACGCCUGACCGGCUUCACUUGCAGGAACACGGCUGGACUGAGUUUGCUUUUGCGACCUGUGCGGAAAGCACCAUUGUCAAUUGAAGCGCUCCGUGGAAACGUCACUAAAACUGACUGUGGGUAACAGCUCGGAGACCAGAGUAUACGAACCUGGUAACAGUUUGGCAAAAGCCACGAAGCACGAGGCUAACCCUGACACCAGGUUUCUGCAGGCUUGGGGAGUGAGUACACGGGCAGCCGCGCUCGGUUAGCAGCGCCUCAGAGUCGUCUGAGACGCUCCCUCAGAGAAGUGCACAGCCUCGAGCCUCACUCUUAGAAAUGGGGAUCCCAUUGAUUUGGGCGGAGACCGGGAAUGUGCGUUUCUAACGGCUUUCCAGGUAAUUCCAAAGCGAGCACCUGUGGACUCCUUGAAGAAACUCUGUAGAGAAUAGAGCUUGAGAAACUAAUGAGCGAGUUUUCUUACACUGGACUGACUGACAAGAACCUCAGACAGUAGGAGAGCUGCUGCUCCGGGCGUCUCAGUGACUGUGUGUCCCCUCUGGAGACGGCAUUUUGGAAUGAAGGCUUUUCCACCCGCGCCCGUCCUGGCGCCUCUCCAGAGCCUCACACGAGAGGAUGACGCCACAGUGCUCGCGUUACUUCACAAGGAUGGGAGAAAGGUUUUAAUGCUCACGUGUUUUGUCCCUUAGGGAAGGCAAAGCCCACCUCUCGGGAACAUUGUCUUCUCUAGGUGGAAUAUUUCUUAACGAGAUUUCUCAUUAUUAUUGAUACAUAAAUUUUUCAAGUUGUAGUAAGUUUUUAAUACAUACAAUCUAAUGUGCUCAUUUCUUAGAGGAGGAAGCAGCAUUCUGGAGAGAGGAGGAAUAGCCCUGUGGCCGCCGUCAGUUAGUGUUCAGUUGGUACCGGACCCCAUCAAGAGGUCCUGCCUUACGGGAGUGAAAUGAUAUAUAGAAAAGGUGACUUUUUAAAGAAGUAUUUAUUAAUAUAUUCCUAUAAAGCAUUUUAAAGGUAACCACAUAAAAUGGUUAAUUUUUCCAUUCUAAAGUAAAUGCUAGGCAUGCUUAUUAAUGAAGCAGUACUCCUAAUUAGUAUAUGACAAUUUGAAGCUAAUGAAAAUGGUUACACUAAAUGUGUCUUCUGUGGUACAGUGGGGCUUAGGUGAUUGGGGUGUAGAGCUGGGUGCUUGUUCAAGCCUGGGACCCCACCGUACAGCUGUUUGGUGUACGAAGAGACACAGCGCAUCUAAACUCAGAUCCGCAAGGUGAAUCUCCAGUCCCAGCAGAUACAAAGGAAUAGGUCCGUCCCCUGACUCCCACCUUUCCCGCCCCGCCUUCCUGCCUGGCGUGCAGAGCUGUGUGAGCACGGGUGCUGGGCUCUAGGGAUCACUCAAAAUUCCCUCCCAGAGAAGAAAACUAGUGUUUGUAUGUUUGUUUUUAAAUAACCAAAUACAGAUUUAUGUUGUAUUCAGCAAAAUUGGACUUCGGGUCUUUAAUUUUAGACAUAAAGUGCCUGCUGUUUGAAGCAUUGACUUGUAUAAAAGAAUUGCAUGUCUCACUUCAGUAAGUUUAUGGGUUUUCUCAUUUUCAGCUACAUGGCUUUUAAUCAUGUAAAGUGAAACAUUAGUUUUUGUUGCAUUUUAUUACAGGUUCUUUGUUGCAAUAAAGAUGCUGCUCAAAUUAA